Spodoptera frugiperda (fall armyworm) is the source of this 5708-nucleotide messenger RNA. Its product is annotated as piggyBac transposable element-derived protein 4. The transcript has 7 exons. The record is from RefSeq and is a predicted model, not a curated record. Lineage: Eukaryota; Metazoa; Arthropoda; Insecta; Lepidoptera; Noctuidae. Bases 3405 to 5645 code for a protein of 746 amino acids.
ACGUAAUAGCCAAACGCCUAUUACGCACACAUUGGUAAAUACUAUAAUUUUUGUGUCGGUAUACGUAUUUUUAUAAUUUAAUACAUGGGUAAGGUUAAUAAUAAUUACAAUCGAUGAUAUCAAUAAACAUUUUCACUUAAACAGACGUAGUGCUCGUGGACGAGUGGUUAAUGAACCAGUUUCAAACAUCGUUUACGACAAUGUGGGUUCGAAUCUAGCCAAAAGUAUUCAUUUUCUUUAUUUACUAUGUUGUUUUUCUUUGUUUUGUUAUGUUUGUUUUUGUUUUCUGUAUAAUAAAAUCAAAGUAUGAAUGAAACAGAUUCUGAAUAAAACAACAUUAUUUUUUAUUGUAAAUAAUUUAUUAUUUAUGUGUUAUUAUGUCCAAUAAAUAAAAAAACAUGAAAAAUUUGGAUGAAAAAAUAUCGUGGGGCAAUUAUUUAAUACAGACACGUUUAACAUUCACAAUCUAUAGCAAUUUAAAUUUAAUUAAGCUAAUACGAGUGGUGAAAUGAAUCAACAUGUUAAAUGGAAAGAAAUUAUGACAAUUUCCAACAGCAUAACAAUAACAUCACUUCACCGUCUCCUUUAGACUUUCGAUAUUCCUAGUAAUAGACAAAAAAUCAAAUUGCGAUAACGUGUGUAUGCAGUUAUUAUUAAAAUUUGUUUUUGUUCACAUUGCUAAACAAUUAUGAAUGUUAUGUCUGUAUAAAUAAGGUUUACAAUUACUAAGUAAAAUAAAUUCAACUGAUACACUUAUGAUUCCACUAGUUAAAGUAAUUCGUUCACUAUAAUCACACCUAUUAGGCCGCACACAUUUUUACACCAUUUAAUUUUACCUUUAUCCAAAUAAUCAAAUGUAUAUUUAGUAAAAUUACAACAUUAUUUUCAAAAUUAAGAUCAAACUAGUAGAUUGUAAUUGGUUUUGUUUUAUCGAUGAGCUAUUAUAGAUUUGUAAUUGUUACGUUCAGCGCUGACUUGCUGCAACGUAAAACAGCAGAAUGAAGGUGAUAUCACAGAUUGCAGCAUAGGCGCGUGUUGUUACGCGUGUGGAGAAGAAAGCAUUGGAAGUAAUCCGAAUCAACCUUGCGUUUGAGCACAAUGCCGUGGUGGCUAAACGAAGAAUUCAUCUCCGGAUUUACUUAUUUCACGUCGUUAGCGUGAUUCUAUAUCUCAUGUUUCCAGAAUAUCCAUAUCAGCCGAUCCAUAACUGCAUUUCUUAUUUCUCCUCUGUGGAUACAAAAUAAAUGAGUCAAUUAUAUAAUAAUCAUUUGGUCUAUAUGAUAAAAAUAACUUUGUAUAUUUAGAUACUUAGGUUGUUAUAAAUACACUUAUAAAUAACUUGAGUUAAAUUAAUUUAUUUAUAAACAUAAAACUCUAAUAAUAGAUAAGCAUAAAAAGUGAAGAACAAAGAAUAAAAUUAAAAUAGUAAUUUGUAUAGGUAAAGAAUACUCACCAAUAUUCUUAAUCGCCUUACAAUAUCAAAUAAUUUAUAUGUUCUUCUUCCGCAAAACAUCGACUAUGUUAUGUUUAUAUGUUUAACUUUAACUUUGUAUGGAUAGAUAUAAAUUAAGUUAAACACGACUAAGAGUUGUGGAUAAUUAUUAAUAAAUACUCGUAGACUGACAACUAAGAAUACAAACUUUUUAUCAUGUGGGUUGUGUGAGAAAAAUAUUGCGGAUUGUCGGUAGUUACUUCAUAAACGGGCCAAAUAAAAUAACCCGAGAGUUCCGUGGUUGCUUCAAACAUUGUAAAUUUUUACUUAGUUAUUGAAACAUUAGAAAAUUUGCAUUCAAUAAUGUUUAAAAAAUAUUACAAAAAGAACGCGAUGCUGGGAUCGAACCCGCAUCUCAUCAGUAUAUCCGCAAGCGAUAACCAUUGCGCCAUACGUGCAAUUGAAGGGACAACCUAAAUAUCGUAUCUCAUUCAAUAACAUAAAAAAUGAUGAGAAGAUAUUAUAUUUAUAUGGGUAUAAUUUUGUAACUCGAUCGUUCAUUAUUUGAUUUAUUCAAUGUUUGUUACGUAUUGUUUUUAUGUUUACCCUUGUUUUUAUUUAUAUUUCUUUAAUGAAUUAAUACGUAUACCCUCACGAAAAUGAUAUUUAGUAUAAGUGUAUGCGUGAUGAAACUGUGUGCGUAAUAGGCGUUUGGCUAUUACGUUUGUUUUUAUGCACAUUACUAUAAAAUUACCCACACAUGUAAAGGUAUUGCAUAGCUAUAGUUAUGUUGGCUGUAUACCGAUUAAUGUUGCUCGGUGUACAUACAUGUUUAUAUUUUUUACGGCAAAUAUGUUUAAGUUUAAUCUGCAAUUAAACAAUUAGCUAUACUGAACUUUUGUAGAUCUUACAAAAUAAAAGUAUAAUAUUAAACACAUUAAAACAUUUUCCAGUAUAGUACUCGUUUACACCAAUAGAUGGACUAAAUUAACAGUUGCAAAAGGUGUUUUUUUCAAUUGUCAACUAUUGGUGUAAACGUGUUGUAAUUAAAAUAAUAAUACAAUUUUACAAGUACAUAGAGGAAAGUCACCAAAUAUGAAAUAGUAUCCUAUUAUGGAAUACCUUCAUUUCUCUAAGACUAUUAGUAUGAAACACAACAAUCGACCAUCUUCUGUUUCAUUCGGUCUACUAACUAUCGCACUCACACCAUCGAGUCAGUUGCGCGAACGCUUCACGUGUGGCAGGCGUGUUUUGUUUUGUUGUCGUGCAGAAAAUUUUAAAGGUAAGUAAUAAAUGAGUAUUACUAGCUGUUAUGUUUGUAUACAUAAGUGUUUUACUAUUUAGCCUCUUGUAUGUUAAAAUACCGGCCCCCGGUAUAAACACAUUUUCGCCGCAAAUGUUGACAUACCGGGGGCCGGUAUGGGUAAGUGUGUUCUCAUAAUCGCUCUAAAGCACGUCAUUGUAUAUACCCUACCCUUUCUAACACAUUACAAAUGCAUAAAGAAGAAACAGGCUGACUAGUGAAUCCAAAUUUCGCGCAGCUCUAGUGAAAAAAAUAUAAACAAGAGUCAGUCAAAACCGCGCCAUCGCCCAGGUGACAUUAUUUUUUUUAUAUUAGUGUAAACUUGUGUGUUAUCCGAAGUGACUAGCUGAUUAAUAGAAAAAACGAUGGAAGGGUAAGUAAUUAUUGAUUAUGUAUACUAAUUAUAUAAUAGUUCUGUUUAUUUUCACUAAAAAUCGGUAUGUAACUCAGCAUGUUCAAUGUCGAAUACGUGACGAUGAUUUUAUUGUCGUCAUAUUUCAACCAAAAAUGGAUGAAAAGGCAAGUUGAUGUUAGAUCUAAGACGUAAAUAUAAUUAGUUUUGAUAUAUUUCAUAGGUAGUAUAAUAUUUCUUUCAAAAACGUGAAAAUUUGUAAUGAAAAUAAGAGUUCAAUAGUCUCAUACCGGGAGCCGGUUACGUCAACAGCAUAUAUGUUUGACCUUUAUGGCAGCCAGGGCAGGGGCCGUGUUCGCACGCGCGGCGGUCGUGGUAGUGGUCUUGGUGCUGGUACUGCUGGUCUUGGUGCUCAUAGGCCCUCAGUUUCUGACUCUGUAACUAGUGGAUCGUUGCAGAGCUAUAACGAGGUUCUUGCUAUGGAAAGGCCACUCCAUGAAAGCAGGAGGAGGGAGCUGCCGUCAGUGAGGACAGUACCUGAAGGAUAUCAAUCCUUAUGGUCGUCCAUACAAGAAAUGGUGCUCCCCUCCCCCUCCACGAGUCAAGAGUUUCCGAUGUGCUCGGCUCCACCGUCUCCCGCUCUGUAUGUUGAAUGUGGUGGGAGCGGGCAGUCAACUCCUCGAACUACCGCUGUAAAGAGAACCGCAAAUAAUGACUCUACUGGAAAGGGCGAGGAGGUUCCGGCUUCGAGGCGAUGCUUGAUUCCUCAAGUCGGGGCUUCAUCUUCAUCGUCAGCCGUCAGGGCUCGUCCUUUGAGGGACGAGGAAAUGGUCCAAAUUUUGAAUCAUGGCAGUGAAGAUGAUGCUGACAGCGCUGAUGAAGAUGAAGAUUUAGUUCAGCCAGUGCAUCUGCCGAGGAGAGCUGAAAGACUUUUUAUGUCUGAGGAAGACACUGAGGUGUCACCGAUAAACGCUGCUAUAGGCUUUGAGUGGCCACCUCAACUUCCCUCCGGCUUGCAGCCCCAACCUAGCGCCCAGCCCGUGCCCGAACCCAACGCCGAGCCUGAACCCAGUGCCGACCCCGAAGCCAGCGCCGACCCCGAAGCCAGCGCCGAGCCAUACGAUAAGUUUGAUUUUAAGUGGAGAGGUUUUUCAGAACCUCAAAUUCCUCCUGAAUUGAGAAAGGAACCAUUCUCCGAAAUUAAUUGUGGCCCCACUGUUCCAUUGUCGAGCCCAUAUGAGGCAUUUACUGCUAUAUGGGAUCGCCAAAUAAUGGAGCACAUAGCAAUGGAAACAAAUCGAUAUGCUCAACAAGAGGUAACGGCCAUGAUUCAUCAGGGGCUACUUUUACCAAGCAGCCGUAUCACGCGAUGGCGGGAUACAAAUCCAGAUGAGCUGUACGUGUAUUUCGCAAUACUCCUAGCGACUGGGAUUAUUGUGAAAUCACGUGCAGACUCGUACUGGAAUACAGCCCAGGAUUUACUAUCUUCUCCUGGGUUUUCAGCAACGAUGAGUUUUGACCGAUACUUCUUGCUCUCCAAAUGUCUUCACUUUUCCAAUAAUGAUGACUGCAACCCACACACAAUGACGCGAUCGGAGGCGAAGCUGUUUAAGGUGCGUCCUAUUAUAGACCAUCUUAACCAGCGGUUCCAACAGUUAUACAUUUUAUCGGAAAAUAUAGCAUUAGAUGAAAGUCUGACACAGUGGAAGGGUUGGUUGGACAUUAAUCAGUUCAUCCGAAACAAAGCAGCCACAGUAGGAAUCAAAACCUACGAGGUUUGUGAGUCGCAGUCUGGAUAUUUGUGGCGGUUUGAAGUACACGUAGGGCAUGACGAAUCUCCACAAGAUAGUCCUUUGUCUGGGGUUGUGCCGGCACUUGUGCUUAAACUUCUCAAUGGUCUUGAGCACAAGGGCCACACGGUUUGGAUGGACAAUUUCUAUAACUCUCCUGCGCUUGCGCGAGAGUUAAAGGUACGGGGAUUCGACUGUGUCGGAACCCUUCGUUUGAACCGUCAGUUUGUUCCCACUGAACUGACCAAUCUCACCAAAGGAGCUUUGGCUGUAGGCCAAGUUCGUGGCUGCACUUCAGGCGAUGUGGAUCUGGUGGUAUGGCGAGAUAAGAACCUCGUUUCUCUUAUCUCGACGUACCAUGGGUUAGCAACGGUGAAGUGUGGCGACGUACUAAAGCCCUCUAUAGUACCGGACUAUAAUGUGUGCAUGGGUGGUGUUGAUCGCAAAGAUCAAAUGAUCGCAAUGUACCCAAUAGAAAGGCGGCGGAAUCGGGUGUGGUAUAAGAAGUUUUUCAGACGUUUAUUAAAUGUUAGUGUCCUGAAUGCAUUCAUCCUCCUCCGCACACAGCGACCUCUUACCCACCGAAACUUCCGCGAAACUUUGGUAAGGGAAUUAUCAUCGACCAUCCCCCGUCCCUAUGCCGGCGGCCAUGACAGCGCGCGAGCAAGCCGCGUCGCUGAGGCCCCGCCAACCGCCACUCCACCAUCCAGCGCGCACGCGACCACACGCGCUGUCAUAAACCAAACAUUUUGUAAUAAUUGUAGCUAACGUUUUCUUAUAAUUCUAACUUGUAAUCUAAUACGUAAUUAAACUCAUCUUGGAUAAUCGUAA